AUGUCUUUGACUAUGCGACCGACACUCCUACCACAAUGCACAUCAUGCCUACGACGCAUCAGCAACUUGGGCCUGCAAGAAUGGCGUAGCGGCCAGCAAGUUCGCGGCAAGAAAAAGAUGGCCCACGCACCCACCACAGUCACCGUACGCCUCACCAAGGAUGUGCCGACUUUUGGUCGCAAGGGCACCUACAUUCCGAUUUCGAUUGGUCGUAUGCGCAACGAGUUCUUCCCGACGAGAACGGCCGAGUAUGUGACCAGCGCGCAAUUGAAGGAGAUGAAGGCGAAGAACAUCACUGCCGAGCGAGACUUUCAAUUUGGUGUCCCUGACCCGGCCACCGUGAGAGCCGCUGAGCAACAGUCUCAGCGCUCAGCCACACGUGUUGUUGAAGUUGAGAAACUGGCGGUAAGUCGAGAGUGUACAUCUACGAUUCUCUCGAGCGUUGUACUGACAGAUGCCCGCAACAGCNCCAAGCGCUCGAUCGAACUUCUCUCCAUGCUCCUCCCACCAGUCAUGGACUUCCGACGCAGGCCUCAAGAACCCGCUGCUCCUGUCCCCGACACGCCAGCCGCGCCUGUGAAAAAGGAACGAGGCUUCUCCAGUGCUGCUGCAGACCUCCUUGCUGCACAAGCUGCUCCCGCUCCUGCUACGACUUCCUCUGGUUCCGCGACAGCUAUUUUCGGUACCGUCUCAAAUGCCGACGUUGUCAGCAGAAUCACCCACCUCCUUUCUGAGAACCGAGAGGCCUCGCGAAUCGUCCUAAGCGCAGAAGAUGUCAAGUUUGCGAACUUUUCGUCGCAAGCAGCUACCGAAGCCGACAGGAUCAGACAUCUGGGAGAAUACAAGGUCGAGAUUAGAGUAAAGGGAGGAGAAAAACCUGUUGAGAGGCUUGUCCGCGUGGUUCCUAUUGAAACCGAGACUACUACCACUGUGUAG
Messenger RNA from Aureobasidium uvarum, 936 nucleotides. The record is from the annotation of a GenBank genome assembly. NCBI's taxonomy places the organism in Eukaryota, Fungi, Ascomycota, Dothideomycetes, Dothideales, Saccotheciaceae.